AUUGUUUUAAGUAUCUCUUUUGAAUUUGAAUUUAAAGUAGCUUCAUUGGAGGAGCGGCAGUAUUAUACUGACGUAUUUUAUGAGCAUAUAAGUUAAGUAGUCUGCUUUAGCUACUUCAAUCUCGAUGCAAUGCUUUUUGUCUAUGCUGUAUCGUAUCGCAUUAUUAUUGUGCGCUGAGGGGAAAUGAGGGUCGAAAUAGUUGGCCUCUUAUGUUUUAUGCUGCAACUACAUUUUGAUGUUUUAUGGAAAUCCUUUUUAAAUUUGAAGGGAAAAUCGUGGAAAGUCGGUUCCUAAGAGUUGAUGGUGGAGUAAAUCUUAACUGAUGAUCAGUUUAGCGUAAAUUCAGUGAAAAUGAAGACACAUGCUAAUAUGGUGAAAUCGAAAGCAACUUCAAGGGUGAGUAAUCAGCAAGCUGUUUUUCAGCUGAAACAGCGUGUGGCUCUUUCAGUCAACAAGCUCGCGGAUAGGGACACUUACCAACUCGGGGUGGAGGAGCUUGAGAAAACCAUUGAAUGCUUGACUCCCGAUGGGGUUGCUCCUUUUCUAUCUUGCAUAAUAGACACAGAUUUUGAGAAGAAAAGUGCUGUCCGCAAAGAAUGUAUUCGCUUGAUGGGUACUUUGGCAACUUUCCAUGAAGGGCUGAUCGGAUCUCAUCUUGGAAAGAUAGUAGCUAGCAUUGUAAAGCGGCUAAAGGAUUCAGAUACUGUUGUAAGAGAUGCUUGUGUAGAAACAGUUAGUGUCUUGGCUUCAAAAUUGAGUAGUGGUAGAAUGGAGAGUGAUAUCGUUUUCGUCACACUUGUGAGGCCACUUUUCGAAGCCCUGGGUGAGCAAAACAAGCAAAUGCAAACUGGUUGCGCAUUGUGUUUGUCGCAGGUCAUUGACAAUAUUCACGACCCUCCUCCAUUGGUGUUGCAGAAGAUGUUGACAAAGACUAUUAAGUUUCUGAAGAAUCCUCAUUUCAUGGCGAAGCCAGCUGUCAUUGAGUUGAAUAGGAGUAUCAUUCUGGCUGGUGGUGCUCCAUCACAUAGUUCUUUGACUGCUGCACUAACAAGCAUUCAGGAGUUGCUGAAGAACAGCGACUGGACAACACGUAAAGCUGCUUGUGCAGCACUGGGUGAUAUUGCUUCUUGUGGGGCAGCAUGCUUAGGUUCAUAUCGGUUGUCUUGUAUCCGCUCUCUUGAAGCAUGCCGAUUCGAUAAGGUGAAACCAGUUAGGGACAUAGCUUUGCAAGCCUUGCAACUCUGGAAAAAUCUUCCCGGUCCCAAUACAGCUGAACCUUCUGAAGCUGGAUCUUCUGUCAAAGAAACAUCCUAUAGAGAUGACUAUACUGAUGUCACUAGUGCCAGUGACACAACAAGACUGAAGGAUAAUACGUCGAUGAUAUUUGGUAACGGAAUGACUAAGAAAAAUGUUCCUCUCUCUUCUAGAAAAGCUGGUAGGACAUGUAUCGAGAAACCUCAGCAAUCCGGAAGAACUGAUUGGAAAAUAGAUGUUGCAGUUCCAAAGAAUUGUAGUUCAGCAGCAGAGAAUCCAAAUGAUGAAUCUGAGUGUAGUUCUGUUAUCAAGAGAUGUGAAAGAAUAAAUUCUGAUGCCCGAAGUGUUAGUAAUACUAGAUAUGAAUAUGUAGAAGUGGAUGACAAGCAGGAAUAUUCAUCUGUUUCUGAUAUUUUCACCGAAAGCAUCAAAACAAAGGUUGCCACAGCCCAUUGUGAUGCUUUUGACGAUGCCAGUUUGGAGAAGUCAACUGGGACUAGCCGAAGGUUUGCUGUGGAUGAAGGUUGCAUUGAAGAACCAAGAUACUUGGCUAAAUUGCAUGACCGUAGAAGCUUAGAUUCAACAAUUACAGAAACAACUUCACAAACUAUGCAUGGGUGUUGUUUACAAACAGAAAAGGAGAUUGCAUUAAUUAGGAAGCACCUUCUGGAGAUUGAAAAUAAGCAGUCUAGUUUGAUAGAUAUGCUAAAGACAUUUACAACCUCUGUUAUGGAUAGCGUGUCAACUGUCCAGUUGAAGGUCUCGAAUCUUGAACUGGUGGUCGAUAAAAUGGCGCAAGAGCUUGUUCAUGGAGGAAGAUAUUCAGAUGUAUUGGCAGCCAAACUUCUGAAGAGAAGUCCCAGCAUUGCUUCCCCUAGACUUUCUACAUGCACACCAAGGAUGUCUGUAGACAGCAACAAGCAUUCUGCACUGCUGCCAAAACAUGCUGGAAUUUGGGAGGACACAUAUACUAGAAGCAGAAUAAACAAUGCUGGGCGACCGAACUCUGACAUGUGGGCCGAUGCCAAUCUCAAGCCAGUUAAAGGUUUUCCAGGGAAGGCAACUCCUGUAAGUUUUUAUCCAGAAAUUCAUGAAGACCCAAUGAGGAAAAAUGGCGUAUACGAUCCUAAGUCGAGGUUAAACAAGCUGGAAACCAAGAACAGCCCAUGGAAAAUUGUGAAACAGUAUUUCUGUAAUGGGGAUCUGGACUCAGCAUACGCUGAAGCCCUGUCUUCAAGGAAUGAACAACUUCUCUUUGAGCUUCUGGAUAGAACAGGACCUUCUCUUGAGAAUCUAUCAGAAAAAACUGCAAAUGACCUAUUAAGCAACUUGGCCUCGUACCUAAUGGACCAAAGAUUCGUGAGCUCGAUAAUUCCUUGGUUACAGCAGCUUGUGGAUCUCAGUAACAUCCACGGACCAACCUACCUGGUGCUCUCCUCGAAGACGAAGCAAGAAUUCUUAUAUGGAGUCCAGGAGGCUGCCAAAUUGGAGAUAUUCAAUCCUGCGGAGAGAAGAUGCCUUACUGAAAUAGGCAAAAUGUUGUGCCAGUUUUGGGGUUAGACAUUUUUACAUGUUUGAAUCUCUUAAGUGGAGUUCAUUUCUGUAUUGUAAUUCAAAUCAGAAAUCUUGCACGUUAUUUGAUGUGAAGGCUGGGAUCUGAUUUAAUUGGUCGUGUUGAAGUUGUAUAAACAAAUCUAUUGCUCCAGUUUGUGCAAAGUAUGAAGUUGCGCCUCAAGAUUUAGGGGUCAAAAUUUCACAA
Messenger RNA from Salvia miltiorrhiza (redroot sage), 3013 nucleotides. Its product is annotated as TORTIFOLIA1-like protein 2. Bases 352 to 2814 code for a protein of 820 amino acids. NCBI's taxonomy places the organism in Eukaryota, Viridiplantae, Streptophyta, Magnoliopsida, Lamiales, Lamiaceae. The record is from RefSeq and is a predicted model, not a curated record. The transcript has 7 exons. Gene Ontology annotation, cellular component: microtubule. Gene Ontology annotation, molecular function: microtubule binding.